AUGUCUAAGAGUGAGGUUGCAGCUGCUCUUUGGAGAAGACUGCAAGGCAAGGUUGCAAUAAUCACAGGAGGGUCGGGAGGCAUUGGAGAGGCCACUGUUCGGCUAUUUGCAAAUCAUGGAGCCAAAGUCAUUAUUGCAGACAUUGCAGACGGGGCUGGUAUCAAGUUGGCGGAAUCCCUUUCUCUCUGCGCGACAUAUAUCCACUGUGACGUAAGCAAGGAGCAAGAUGUAAGCGCAACAGUGGAUUUGGCCGUGGAAAAUCACGGAAAACUGGACACAAUCUGCAAUCGACACAGAUCUGCCAAGCUGGAGGCCGCGAUUGAGAUGGUAGCACCCUUAAGGGAAGCCAGUCUUAAAGCAGAGGAUAUUGCAAACGCUGCUUUGUAUCUGGCCAUUGAGGAUUCCAAAUAUGUGAGCGUUCACAACAUGGUGGUGGAUGGGGGGAUAACAGUUGUAUUAGAUGAAAGUGCAGUGUUUGGAAAGUACUAA
Messenger RNA from Cryptomeria japonica (Japanese cedar), 489 nucleotides. Its product is annotated as borneol dehydrogenase, mitochondrial-like. NCBI's taxonomy places the organism in Eukaryota, Viridiplantae, Streptophyta, Pinopsida, Cupressales, Cupressaceae. The record is from RefSeq and is a predicted model, not a curated record. The coding region runs from base 1 to 489 and encodes 162 amino acids. The transcript is spliced from 3 exons.